UCAGCUGAGUAGUCCAGUGAAUACAGAGAAGUGGGCAUGCAAAGUUUUGGUUUUUCCCUGAGAAGUACUGCUGAGUUGUGUCCAGUAAUUCACAUCAAUUUCUCGGAAUCAUGCAUGAGUUGUCUCUUCUGGGUUUAUACAGAGGACGUGCAGACUGCGUUCAGCCGUCAUAAUUAUAUACCACGGUGUCAGACAGUGUAUCACAUUAUUUCUUCGAGACUCUGUCAACUAACACGAGCUUCACGGUGGCACAGGCAGCUGGUAAUUGGCGUAGCAAGAACUGAGAGUCUUCACAUUAUUUUGGAACCUGACCUGGACACAAAAUAUCAGAUUUUACAAUGCCAUAUUAUCAUCUUAUUACCACGGCCAUUCUUAUCACUGGUCUUGCUGGCAUCACAUCGGGAACUGCUACGUGGUCUACAGAAGGCGUGUCAAAUGUCUCACUGUCGCCCGACGACCAAACGACGCCCUUUGAGGGAGGUCUCCAAUGCGUCUACUACAAUCACACAUUCUGCAACUUGACAAGGCGCAGCUACCACUGCACUGAAAGCGUUGAGUUUUGUCCCAGCGAUGGAGGCCCUCCUCACUGUUACGCGUCUUGGACGACGACACAGUCUGGUGACGAGAUAAUGAUGAAAGGGUGUCAUACAGACGGUUGGGACGAAUUUUGCAUGUCAGCAGAGAAUGGUAGAUGUAUCCCACAACAAGAUGGCGAAAGAAAAUUCUGCUGCUGCUCAGGGGCAAACUUCUGCAAUAACGUGACGGCCAACGCAACUAUAAAAGUUACUGUAGGGAAUGGAUCUGCCGAUGUUUGCAAAGAGCAACAUUCGUGCCAGGCGAUAGGAUGCGGGCCUGCUAUGAACGCAGCUUGCAAAUGUGAUAGUCUGUGCCCUUUCUUCAACGACUGUUGCUAUGACUAUGAGGAGAUUUGCAGUGAUGAGGAUGAAGUUAGCAGCUUCGGGCUGAGAGAGGGCGGUAACUACACAUGCGUUGGUAAUUCCCUCAUGCAACAGGGAUACUGGCUAGUCACAUCUUGUCCUGGGUCAUUUCAAAAUGAAGAAGUACUCAACAAAUGUCAGAUAUCAGACCCUGACAGUGUCCUGGCACAUGUACCAGUUAGUGACAACAUGGGAAUUCCUUACCGUAACGUUCACUGUGCAGUUUGUAACGGUAUUGAUGCCACCGCGGUAAAAGCUUGGGAGGUUCAAGCGAUGUGCAAUCCAAGCAGCAUUCAACACGUCAUACGGAAUGAAACUACUUCUCCUGAAGAGAAACUUGCAAUGAUAGCUCAAAAAUGUCCUUUAAAGAUAGAUUCCCAAAGCUUUCCAAUUCAAAUCCCCAAACCAAGAUCUUGUUUUUCAGAUCUUAUAGGAAUGUGUACUUCAACUGACCUUCAGCGGAUAUUUGGAGCUGGUUGUAGUUCAUACACAGCCGUAGUCAAUGUUGGGAACACUUCUUACAAAAAUCCACAUUGCUUUCUUUGUAACCAUGACUUGUCCAGAGCACCUGAAAUUAACUGCAGACGUGAACAAGAAAUUCCACAUUACGAAAAACAGAAUGGACCUUCGGUCUAUGGAGGGGGGCCGGAAAGGAUUCUUCCAAUAGGUCCUCGUAUUGUUCCCAUAUCAGUCUUGAUGGACUUUGGAUCAGAUAAACUGAGACUAAUGCGGAAAGAAACGGUGCUCCAAGAGGAGACGAUGACAUGUCCCGAGGGCCAAGUCUACAACCCCACUCUAGCAUUAUGCCAGCAUCUGGUUUGUCCAGAUGGAUACAGGCUUGUGAACAGAAGGUGUAAGAAAGAUGCUGAAACUAUUCCAUCCGAGUCUGACCUGAAAUGUGCUGAAGCUACCGAUUUCCAAUUGAUAUUUCAAAUGGAAAUGAAUGACUACCAAGCUGUCGACUGUAGCAGUAAAGCAAAGAUGGUUGAGCUUGUCCAGUGCGUGCAGAACACAACACAAGAAGCAGUUAAGGGAGAAUGGAGCAGAUUGAACAAAUCAGAUUACGUGCGAUGCUUAGACGAGAACACUGAAAAAACCUUCAAAUUACUUGAAGCUGUAUUCUGCAUUAAGAAUGAUUUCCAUAAACAUUUUUUGCUCCUUCAUUCUUUGGACAGUCGAACACUAAACGACAUGAUAAGAACUUGUUCUCUAAAUAUACUCCAGGUAGCACAGCAUGCUAAAUAUAACUGCAGUGGACAAACCACGCAAAGAAAGAGUUUCUUGGUGAACACCAGGAAUUAUUCAUCUCCCCUACAAGAUCAUAACUUAAGCAACCAGCAUAUUGACGAAUAUAAAUUUGGAUCAGGCAUAAUCACCGAGUACAAGUUAAAUAAAUCAUCUGGCACAGUUCACAAGAUGACAACUCUCGAGUACUGCUCCGAGAAUGCGAGUGUUUCCUGGACUUGUCCUUUGGUAGCUCUCAGUCGCUCUUUAUUUAAACAGGUGGACAAUGUCAGUGAAACACUCCAAUAUUUGCCAACAGGUGACGUCUACGAAAAGGCGGAUUACAUGUACCAAAAAGAUGGCACUGUCCUGGUCUGCUUAACCCUGGAUUACACAUACACCCAACUCAGCAAUGUAACCUUUUUCCUCUAUUCAAACACGCAGGUCAUUUUGAGCACCGCUGGUACUUCGUUGUCGGUCGUUGCAUGUGCAGUAACACUUCUGACAUACACUGUUUUUCCUGUCCUUCGUAAACGGUCAGGUAGCAAGUCGAUUAUGAACCUGAUAGUAGCACUGUUGAUUGCCCAGCUUCUUCUACUGGUGAAUGGUCAAGCCACCAACAUCCCUUGGUUGUGUGCAGUUGUUUCGGCUACGGCCCAUUAUUUCUGGUUGGCCGCCUUCUGUUGGAUGAACGUGUUAUCAUUGGAUUUGUGCUACACGUUUGGAAGUAUUGCUAAACUACAGCGGUCUGUCAGUGAUAAAACAAUCUUCCUCCUGUACAUGAUGUAUGCAUGGGGAUUGCCAAUAAUUGUGAUAGUUCCUUGCAUCGCUGUUCACAUCUGCGAGUGCACUAGCCUUCAGUAUGGCAAUGAGUACGUGUGCUGGAUUGUUGAUAGUGCGACUGUACAGGAGGGAAGUGGUUACAGCAACCUGCUGGCAUUCGGUCUUCCCAUUGCAUUGCUGAUACUGAUUAACAUUGUACUGUACGGUUUGACUGUGGCUGGAAUCAGACAGACCAAAAGCACUACAGCAAGAAUGCAGAUGACAGUGAGUGAGGCAUCCAAGACAAAACGCACGUUGAAAGAGCUGUUCAUAUACAUCAAGAUUGGCAGCUUGAUGGGGUUUUCCUGGGCCUUUUCCUUUGCGGCAGCAUUCAGUCAUACAGAGUCUCUGUGGUACGUUGCUAUUGUUCUUAACUCAUUACAAGGAGUCUUCAUCUUCAUGUCAUUCACGAUGAACUCGCGGGUCUGGAACCUGUGGAGGAGAAACCUGGUUGGGGAGAAGAGGCAAAAGAGUGGAAUCACUAAAAAGAAGGAGAUGCAGAGUAGUGAUGCUGCCGUAACUCAGUCCACAUCACUUCUUAAUGCCACCAAGGAAGAAGCGCAUCGUACAGUCAAACAGACAAAGAAACAUAUGCAAACUCCCAUGUAG
Molecule: messenger RNA, 3593 nt
Organism: Acanthaster planci (crown-of-thorns starfish)
Lineage: Eukaryota; Metazoa; Echinodermata; Asteroidea; Valvatida; Acanthasteridae
Biological process (GO): cell surface receptor signaling pathway; G protein-coupled receptor signaling pathway
Cellular component (GO): membrane
Molecular function (GO): G protein-coupled receptor activity
Source: RefSeq, a predicted model, not a curated record